AUGGCACUCCAUAGAAAUGGAAAUGAAGUGAUCCUCGGCACAGACAAAGGAGAAGUGCAUAUAUGGGACACGAGAAACUCAAAAGUAAGGACAGUAGCCACUGAGAUCAAUGGUGGCCCAAUCCACAGCCUGGCUUUUAAUCUGGAAUGUACAUCACUCGCUGCAGUCAACUCGGCUGGUCAGCUUAUUACAUGGUCUUUACCGUGUAGUGUUGCUUCGGAACUGCAUGGAAAGCAAGUUACAAAGGUGCAUUCAUCCUACGGACUAAAGGUUCGGUUCUCUCCCGAUAGCACAUUGCUGGCUACAUGCGGGGCGGACGGAAAGUUUUGCUUGCUCAAAACGGCUGAUUAUAGCGUCACGCUGAGCCAGGAUGGGACAAAAAAUUCUGGCAGACUUGCAUGGGUGUGGGAUUGCGCAUUCUCCGCGGACUCAAGAUUCUUGAUCACAGCGACUUCCGACGGAAUCGCGAGAUUAUGGAACCUCGAAACUGGUGACAAUCUUGUGGAGUAUAAAGGACAUAGAAGUGCCAUAACUUGUUUAGCAUUCAGAGAU
This is a messenger RNA of Protopolystoma xenopodis, 552 nucleotides long. Lineage: Eukaryota; Metazoa; Platyhelminthes; Monogenea; Polystomatidea; Polystomatidae. The record is from the annotation of a GenBank genome assembly.